AAUAAUACUUAGAAAUAAUAAUAAUAAUCAAUGGCGUCACUCCCCUGCAAACUGGUUGGGCAGGUGGCAUUCAAGGCAGGGGGAGAUGUGUUCAACGCCAUCUUCACCAACAACGCUCCCCACAUGACCAAAAUCACACCUUCCAAGUUCCAGUCCUGUGUCCUUCACCAGGGCUCCUUCGACACCAACGGCUCCAUUCUCGAGUGGAAAUACACUCUAGAUGGGAAAGAGGGGUCCUGCAAGCAAGUGAUAGAGAACCUAGACAAGGAGAAGAGGCAGCUGACCUACAAAUUCAUCGACGGGGAUCUCUUGGAGCUCUACAAGACCUUCUCCGCCAGCUUCCACGUCGAAACCAAAAAUGGCGUCGACUACGUCACUUGGACCCUCGAUUACGAGCUCCUCAAGCCCGACAAUCCCCACCCCGUCUCCGUCCUCAACUUCGUCAUUGGAUUCACCACCGACAUCGAGGCUCAUAUAUUCGGCGCAUAAUAUAUAUAUAUAUAUAUAUGCAUGCAUGGAACCAUUCAGUAGUAUUCCCCCUCACUCUAUAUAUAUAUAUAUAUAUAUAUAUGUUUUCAUUAAUUAUGAAUUUCCUAUGUAUGGAAUAAUUUAUGUGUGUUUGUGAUGAAAUAUGCCCUACGUACGUGUAUGUGUGUUGCCUUGAAUAAUUUUCAAAUAAGACGUGACUUAAUUUGUUCA
Andrographis paniculata is the source of this 699-nucleotide messenger RNA. Its product is annotated as kirola-like. Gene Ontology annotation, biological process: defense response. Bases 31 to 489 code for a protein of 152 amino acids. Lineage: Eukaryota; Viridiplantae; Streptophyta; Magnoliopsida; Lamiales; Acanthaceae. The transcript is spliced from 3 exons. The record is from RefSeq and is a predicted model, not a curated record.